Messenger RNA from Dioszegia hungarica, 1065 nucleotides. RefSeq lists its product as uncharacterized. Gene Ontology annotation, molecular function: nitronate monooxygenase activity. Lineage: Eukaryota; Fungi; Basidiomycota; Tremellomycetes; Tremellales; Bulleribasidiaceae. The coding region runs from base 1 to 1065 and encodes 354 amino acids. The transcript is spliced from 10 exons. The record is from RefSeq and is a predicted model, not a curated record.
AUGCCGAUCACAACAGAACUUACAAGGAUGUUGGGCAUCACCCACCCUAUCGUCCAAGGAGGUAUGCAGUGGGUAGGGACACCGCCCUUGGCUGCAGCAGUCGCAUCUGCCGGAGCGCUGGGCAUGCUCACCGCUCUGACGCAACCAAGUCCCGACGCGCUCCGAGAGGCCAUCAAGGAGACCAAGCGGCGCAUGGGGAACAGCAGGGGGAAGUUUGGGGUCAACAUUACUCUUCUGCCGUCCAUCAGCCCGCCGGACUAUGCUGGCUACGUCAAGGCGGCUAUGGAUGAAGGGGUGGAGAUCUUUGAGACUGCCGGUAAUAACCCGGGUCCCAUCAUCAAACUCAUCCAGUCUUACAUCUCGCCCAACGCGGACGCUCUGCCAAAGCGCUACAUCAUACAUAAAUGUGUGACCAUUCGUCAUGCGUUAUCAGGCCAGAAGAUGGGUGUGGACUGCCUGAGUAUAGACGGGUUUGAAUGUGCAGGACACCCGGGCGAGGAGGAUAUCGGCGGUCUGGUGCUCCUUGCCCGAGCGGCCAAAGAGCUCAAGAUACCGUACAUUGCGUCCGGAGGGAUCGCAGACGGUCGAGGAUUGGCCUCGGCUCUGACACUAGGCGCAGCCGGCAUCAACAUGGGAACUCGGUUCAUGUGCACCGUGGAAUCGCCCAUACACCAGAAUAUCAAGGAGAAGAUCGUGGCGUCAACCGAACAGGACACUGUCCACAUCUUCCGAUCCCUGCGAAAUACUGCACGAGUGUUCAAGAAUGCUGUAUCGAUGGAGGUGGUUAGGCUUGAGCGUCGACCAGGAGGCGCCAAGUUUGAGGAUCUGCGCGAGCUUGUCUCGGGCCAACGAGGCCGGAAGGUAUACGAGGACGGAGACUCGGAUGCGGGCAUCUGGUCAGCCGGUAUCACGGUCGGUCUCAUUAAUGACAUCCCGACGUGCGAGGAGCUCGUCCCACGUAUCGUCAGGGAAGCCGAGGAGAUCAUUCGUGGUGUGAGCGCUUCGAUCUCGAUAGACGGCGGGCAAGAAGCUUGGGACAAGGUGACGAGGGAGAGUAAGCUCUAA